Molecule: messenger RNA, 5921 nt
Organism: Brassicogethes aeneus
Lineage: Eukaryota; Metazoa; Arthropoda; Insecta; Coleoptera; Nitidulidae
Source: the annotation of a GenBank genome assembly
GCGAUUAGAAGUGGAGGCUCAAGCGCAGACCAUGCGAGAUGUUCUUUCGUACACAGUGAAAUUCGUGGCAGUGUUUGACGACAGUCGCGUUAUACCUGCGGUUCUGAAAUCCGAGCUUUCAGCGAACUUUCAGUGCGCGUCUCUAGUUAUUGCGGGCGAAGUUUGCGUUACUUUGGAACGUUACAAAUAUUUUUUAUUACUUUUUGUAUUAAAUUUGGAAAGUUUUCUUAUGGAGUUCGACACGAAAAGUUUGUAUCUAGUACAGAUGAGAAAUUGAGCAGCAAGCCUUAAAAGAAACGCAAAUGAUUUGGCAAGAGAUCAUCAACAGCAGCUCGGAUCGAAGUGAUCUCUGGUAAUGUGCGAGGGUUCGAUGGACGACGCAAUUGAUGCAACCACCGCCGCCCCCGAUUCAACAGCAGACGCCGAGACGAUAUCAAACGACGCAAAGGUCCAUAAGGAACAACUACAAAAUGCCAAAAACAAUUCAAAAGUUCUGUGGGCCAACGCGAUCAGAAAAGUUUCAAUUGAAAGAAAACCACAUUUUUCUACCAUAGCCUUUUCAGCUAUGAAUUCGGCCAAUCAAACUUCAUUGGAGAAAAGUAUCCCCACGUCUCCCAGGUUUAUAAAACAUGACAGUACUGAUAGAAGUCUAAGCAAUCACUUACAAAUGCCAAUGAGUGAAUCCAUGUCGAUUAAAAAUGGGAAACCUGAUGAAAUUAACAUCAAUUUCAAGGAGAGUGUAUAUGAUGAUAACUAUUCAGAAAAAGCGGAUUUUGCCACGGUUUUCAAAAAGGGACACAUGUACAAAGGAAUAUAUUGGCCAUGUCUGACCAACAGUUUUCAAUCCAAGCAUCUUGAACUGGCGUACCUUAGGUAUUCUCACAGGCAAAGACAAAAAGCAUUAAUCAUUGUAAACAUAGUAGAUUUACUAUUAAAGAUAGCUUUAAUUAUAGUCUGGAAAAGUCAAAACACUUACGUUAAAGAAAUAUCAGAACAUGCCGACUCUAUUAUAUGGUCAGUAUGCUGUAUGUCAAUUAAUAUAGCUGUAUGUAUUUUGGGUUGGUGGAGAUGUUUUGCAAACAAUUAUCUACAUUGGGCAGCGGUUUGCACCUGGAUACUUUUGACUACUCAAAGUUUUAUUGGCAAGGGCAUUGGUUUUACCCAAAAAGAAGACCUGGUAUGGUACGUUCUGUUUAUAGUGUUUGUUCCUUACGCCAUGUUGCCGCUUCCUCUGCGCUGGUGCAUGAUUGCAGGAUGUCUAUCAGCCCUGGGCCAUAUAAUAAUUAUUUCCAUCGAGGUUUACCGGAGCAAGGAGAUAUUUGAUAAUAACGAGUGCAAAAUACGAAGAAUUAUUACGAAUAUACUUUUAUAUACAGCUGUAAAUUUUGCUGGAAUGUAUACGAAGUUUUUAACCGAUAGAAGCCAACGAUUGGCGUUCCUUGAAACUCAUAGAUCCAUGGAAACCCGAUACAGAACGCAAAGUGAAAAUGAUAAACAAGAAAAAUUAUUAUUAUCGGUGCUUCCUGAUUUUGUUGCCAAGGAAAUGAUAAAAGAUAUAGAAAAAGAAGAAAAAGGGGGAGUUUUUCAGCCCCAUCAAUUCCACAAAAUUUACAUACAUAGAUAUGAAAAUGUUAGUAUUCUCUUUGCAGACAUUAAAGGAUUUACAGCUUUGGCAACUAAAUGCACUGCAAAAGAAUUGGUAAAAAUAUUAAAUGAAUUAUUUGCAAAAUUUGACAAAUUAGCUGCAGAAAAUCAUUGUUUAAGGAUUAAACUUCUUGGCGAUUGUUAUUACUGUGUAUCAGGACUUCCAGAGGCUAGGUCUGAUCAUGCUCAUUGCUGUGUGGAAAUGGGCUUGCAUAUGAUUAAAGCCAUUAAAGACACGCGUCAAAAAACACAGGUUGAAGAUUUAGACAUGCGAAUCGGAAUUCACUCUGGAUCAGUGUUGUGUGGGGUAAUAGGUCUAAGAAAAUGGCAAUUUGAUAUCUGGUCUUAUGAUGUUAGAUUGGCAAAUCACAUGGAAUCGGGAGGAAAACCGGGCCAAGUGCAUAUAUCCGAAGCGACAUAUCGUUGCCUAAACGAAACAUACGAUGUUGAACCUGGCAAUGGACAAGAUAGAGAUUCUUAUAUACGAGAACAUGAUGUUACUACUUAUCUUAUCAAGCAAGUUGAACCUAUGAGAUGUAGGAGAAGAUUGGCUUCAAGACCAAGUAUUUUCUCCAAUAAAAUUUGGCCCGAUGAUGAAAAUGGAAGUGGUUUUAUUUCUCCGAGAACUCCAUCUACUCCACAAACACCUCCAAUUCCUCCAUCUAGGGAAAGAAGUGACAGUGGUAUCCAUCAGAGUGCAGUUGAUGAUGAAAAUACGACCGACUGGACACCAGAAAUUCCCUUUGAAAAUCUACAUAGAACUCUCUCUGGUGAUAUAGAUGAAGACAUCGACUCAAACUACUUACCCAAUUAUGAAACUAGCGAACCUGUUUACAGAAGUAGAAAAAGGGGUUCAACAUUUGUUAAUACAACUGAACAAGUGGACGAUAUUAUUGAUCAUAGUAUUGAAAUUGAAAGCAACAAGAGAAUGAGAUGUGCAAAUGUUAAUCCUUGGACUUUAAGGUUUAUCGAUAAGAAUAUGGAACUAAAGUUCAGCCAGUUAGGAGAAUACAUGUUUAAAUCAAACAUGGUGUGUUGUUUCAUAAUAUGGAUUUUCAUUGCACUAUGUCAAUUUGCAAUCACAACUUUGGGUCCUGUAAUUAUUGUUUGCUUGGUUUUAACGACAGUACUUUUAACCUUCACUACAGUUUUGGUAAUGGCCGAAGAAUUUAAACAACUUCCACAAUCAUUACAAAACAUGUCAUAUGCCUUAGUUCAUAAUCGUAACAGAAGAACUAUUUUUAUAUGUGUUGUAAUUAUAAUAAUGUCAAUAGUUAGUUCUAUAUCUCUUGAACGAUUUAAGUUUACUUCGCAGGUAGAUAACACCACCCUAAGAAUAUUACCUGAAAACUUACAUAAACUUGCCAAGGGCACAUCUACGAGUAAUGCAAAUCAAUUCAUCUUAAAUUUGUCACUAAUUGCUAAAGUUAAUCACAAUGUAACUGUAAACUUUACUGGCGAUAGUCAUAACUGUUCAGAGCAAUGUCUAAAAGAAAUUUUAGACAAAAUCGUAUUAAACGACAAAGGCAAAGAACCUGAUAACACCACAGAGUAUACUGGCACUGUUAUGAACAGUAUAAAUGAAAAGUUGUCAAAGUUAAAUCAAAGCAUAUAUAGAAUAGAAAAUAAACUAAGCAACUCAGAAAGGCACAAACGUAGUGUGUCUAAGAAUACCAAUGGAUUAACAAUGGAUGAAUUAUCUGCCGAGCGAAAUCAAAAACUUCUUCAAAUCGCCUUAAAAGAUGAUCUUUGUCUUCACCCUGAAUAUAUAGUUUUUACUUGGGUGUUAUGUUUAAUAGCUCUUGCUACAGCUCUAAAGUUGUACUAUCUGAUUAAAUUAUUUCUUGCUGUUGUAAUGGUGGGAGUCUACACAUUUCUUAUUACAACAUCUUACUACGAUACUUUUAUUAACGUACCUCAGAACCAAAAUAGCGAAUAUGUUCAAAUACCAGCACAAAUGUUGAUUCUUUUGGUUAUAUUUUUUCUUAUGGUAGCUUAUCAUGCUAGAUUGGUCGAGGUUACAUCCCGAUUAGAUUUUCUUUGGAAUCAACAGGCUGAAAGGGAGCUAAGCGAUAUGGAAGAAACAAGGCACAAUAAUACACAACUUUUAAAGAAUAUAUUACCGGACCAUGUCGCACAGCAUUUUUUGUCUAAUGAGAGAAACUCCGAUGAACUUUACGCUCUGGAUAAAAAGUUGGUAGGAGUGCUUUUUGCGAGUAUUCCCAACUUUACAGACUUUUAUUCAGAGGAUAUAAAUAAAGGGGUGGAAUGUAUAAGAUUGCUAAAUGAAAUUAUAGCUGAUUUCGAUGAACUAUUAGACGAAGAAAAGUUUAGUUCGAUUGAAAAAAUAAAAACUGUUAGCGCUACUGCAACUUAUAUGGCUGCUUCAGGACUUCACCCAACUGAUAAGCAUAAUGUCAACACGGACAGUCCAGAUCAUUUGUGUGCUCUAGUGGAUUUUGCUCUUUGUAUGAAACAAAAGUUGGACGAAAUUAAUAAGGAUUCCUUUAACAAUUUUGGUUUACGGAUAGGAAUAUCGUGUGGUCCUUUGGUGUGUGGUGUGAUAGGCGCACGAAAGCCUGUAUUUGAUAUUUGGGGAGAUACAGUUAAUUUAGCAUCUAGGAUGGACUCAACAGGUGUUAUAGGAUACAUACAAGUUCCAAAAGAAACUGCAGAAUUGUUACGUGGGUAUGAAAUUAAGAAAAGAGGUAUAGUGGAUGUUAAAGGUAAAGGCAGGAUGGAAACUUACUUUGUUAUGGGUAAACAUUUAGGAAGACCACAUAGUUUCCAAAGAAAACCCAGUCAAUACAGUAGUUUAGCUGUUGUAGUGUAUGCUAUAUCCCAAAGCAGAAGAAAGCACACAGGACCAACACCUGGUAGUGCUGUUCUUGGAAGAGCUAGAACGCAACAAAAACAUGACACAAAGAAAUACAGUUCAAUGAGAAUAACGCACAAGGCGACUGGUUACCCUGUAAGAAGAAAUACCACAAGAGCAAACCAAAGAACCAUGCACGCUAGAUCUCAACCAAAUAUGAGACAAUUAGGCUCUGGAAGUCACCUAGAGAAUAAACCGAUGGAAAGGGAAAUUACUUCCACGACAAUCAACAAGAUUACGAUAUCUCAGUCAGCUCCACACACUCCAGUUUCAGCUCCAAAUUUCAACGAAACUCCAAUAUUUAAAGCGGUACCACGACUAUUAUCAGAACCAAUAGUUAACAGAACCAAGAGCAAUUCGCCUGGGCCUCGACCUAAGACAGCACCGAUAAACGUGUUGGAGAAAAACGGCGAGAUAGCUGAUAUUUUUAAUGUGAAAUGUUCGUUGCCACCUUCUGUACAUUCACCCAAAUCCCCAAAACAUUUAGCCAAAAAAGAAUCGAGAUUUUCGUUAAAAUCUCCUCUGUACAAGAGGGAAACAAAAAUUCAGAUUGAGCACUAUGGUAAUAAAAUUAACAAGGUCAAUUCUUUGGAUGGAACCCAUGUGUGAGUUUAUUGAUUCAAACUAAAAUGGUGCUUUUAAUUAAAUUGUGAUUAAUUUAUGUUUAGUGCCAAUUGAUGUCUAAAAAUGUAUAUUCAAAAUAUGCAGUCCAAUUUAUAUGGCAGAAUUCUAAACAAACAUAUUAUGUGUUAAUGUCGAUGUCAAUGUGUAAAUUCUGUAAAUUUAUGCACAGACUACAAUAACUGAUUUGAUACGUACAUUUACGCCACAAAGGUAACACACUGAACUAAAACAAACCACAAAUCCAACCAAUAGUAAAUACAUUUAGUAGUUAAGCUACUGAUAUUUACAUUUGUUUCAUACUUUUACUACACAUUUUAUGUAUAUUAUAUAUACUAAAACUUGAUGCUUGUAGUAAAAGCACGAAUUUACUAGUAAAAGAACGCUUUUACUAAAAGCUAGUCACAUCUACUAAAAGGUAUACUUUGACUGUGACAUCAACACAUAAAAGAAUUCCUGUUAUUUUUAUAUGUUUAAUCUAUAGAAGUACAUUUAUAUAUUUAUAAUAAUAUUUUGUUUUAUUUUUUCACACAACUUUUAAGUUUACUAUAUGGUCUGUUCAGUUAUUUAAUUGUGCCAUAAAAAUUCAGAUCUGUGCAAUUUUUUUACGGGACCAUUUUUAUGUUUUUUUUGCAGAAAAUAUUUAUGUAUUUAAAACAGUAUUUUAAUAAAAGUUAUAUAUGUACAUUACCUCUUUUAUCAUAAUUUUAGUCAUUUUGUAAUAUUAUCAAUCCAAACAAACGCUCUAGGAAUUUCCUAGAAGCUCUUUCUGUCACUGGUC